Messenger RNA from Tremella mesenterica DSM 1558, 1041 nucleotides. RefSeq lists its product as uncharacterized. Gene Ontology annotation, biological process: mitochondrial respiratory chain complex I assembly. Bases 1 to 1041 code for a protein of 346 amino acids. Gene Ontology annotation, cellular component: mitochondrion. The record is from RefSeq and is a predicted model, not a curated record. The transcript has 8 exons. NCBI's taxonomy places the organism in Eukaryota, Fungi, Basidiomycota, Tremellomycetes, Tremellales, Tremellaceae.
AUGUCCCGCCUCUCCCCGUCGGCCAUACUUCGGUCCGUGAGACCAUCACCAAGUCAGCUCGGUGGCCUCGGUGGGUUAAGAACGAGACAAGCAAGUCUCUCUCCUCAUACACCCCCAAUAACACCCUACGACAUAUUCGAUGAGCCGUCCAAGGCCCGCCAGAGGGAUCGAGCUAUUAGACGGCUGAAGGAGAGAGGAGAUCCGACUUCUAGUGAAGAUGAACAGGAAUGUACUGAUUAUAAACAGGAUUUGAAAUCUCCACCAAAAAGUAUACUGGAUCUAUGUUCACAUUCCGGUCAACUCACCAAGAUUUUACAAGAGACACUUCCGGAAGAAGAGAGGACUUGGUAUAUGGUUGAACCAUCUAUUGAUCGUAUAGCUGAAGCUCUUUAUCGAGAUGCUGAUAAUUCUUUUCCCUAUCCUCCGCGACGUAUACAAGCAUCACCAGCAAAUAUCCUCGCAAACCCUGAAUUGAACGUUUUGAAAGAUACUUUUGAAGCUGUAGUCAGUUCUGCAGGAUUACAUUGGGUAGGUGAUAUUGUCGGUGCUUUGACACAAAUAAGACAUCUUUUAAAACCUGAUGGAGUAUUUGUAGGUGCUGUAUUGGGAGGUGAUACUUUGUUUGAAUUACGAACUUCUUUGCAACUGGCGGAACAGGAGAGAAGAGGGGGUAUAGCAAAUAGAGUAUCACCGAUGAUUAAUCCCACAGACGCUCCUUCUCUUUUGACUCGCGCGGGUUUCACACUCACCACAGUGGAUAUUGAAGACAUGUCUAUCCGCUAUCCUUCAAUGUGGGAACUUAUCUCUGAUCUGAGAGAUAUGGGAGAGUCAAAUGCUAUCCUUGGACGGAGAGCUUACAUCCCACGGGAUGUGUUAUUAGCUGCAGAGGGGAUUUAUAAAGAGAUGUACGGUAGUGAUGCAGAACCCGGUGUUCCUGCCACUUUCCAAAUCAUCUACCUCAUCGGCUGGAAACCAGGACCGACCGAACCAAAACCUCUAGAGCGUGGGACAGGUCGUACAAGUCUCAAAGAUGUCUUAUGA